Danaus chrysippus (African queen) is the source of this 1287-nucleotide messenger RNA. NCBI's taxonomy places the organism in Eukaryota, Metazoa, Arthropoda, Insecta, Lepidoptera, Nymphalidae. The record is from the annotation of a GenBank genome assembly.
AUGGUUUUAAUAACGGUGGAAUUGGUGAGAAAAAAGGCUGAACAUCACGAUCGACUGCUGGCUCCUCUGGAAGAAAUAGCUUUACAUCAGGAAAAUAUAGAGAGAAUCGAACACAUACAGGACUGGUGUCCAAAACUCAAGAUACUUUUAAUGCAAAGCAAUUUAAUAAGUAAAAUAGAAAAUUUAAACAAGCUAAAACAUCUCACUUAUCUAAAUUUAGCUCUUAAUAAUAUUGAAAUUAUCGAAAAUUUGGAAAGAUGUGAGUCUCUACAGAAAUUAGAUCUAACACUCAACUUUAUUGGGCAUAUUAUUUCUAUUGAAUCUCUUGUUGGUAAUUAUAACUUAGAAAACCUAUAUUUAACUGGGAACCCGUGCACGGAUUAUGAUAAUUAUCGUGAGUUUGUUGUCGGGACUCUUCCACAACUCAUGAUACUCGACGGCAAAGAGAUUGAAAGGUCAGAUCGCAUCAAAGCAUUACAAAGCCUAAAAAUCAUUAGAUCUGACAUACUGUUUGAACAAAACAACUAUCUACAUCAAAGGAAAACUCAAAAAGUACGUCUCGAGAAAAACAUAGCAGAAAAAUGGGAAAAUGAAUACAAAAAUAUGGAUCCCGAUGAACGGAAUAAAAAGUUUUGGGCUGAAAAAUGCGAGCACGCGCCUGAAGUUAGAUACGAAAUGGAACGGAUGCGCCAACUAAAAUUACAAAGCCUUGCGCCUGAAGAAAAAAAAGAGGAAAAACGUGAAUAUAAAUAUUUCACAGCGGAUGGCAGGCCAUUUAAUAUAAACCAAGCAAAGAUAGAUUUUAAGUUUAGCGAUACAGAACCAGAUAAGUACGUAUUAGACUUGGCGAUUUACAAACAUUUAGACACAAGUUUAUUGAACAUAGAUGUACAACCAAAUUAUGUGAGAGUUACAAUUAAAGGAAAAAUAUUCCAACUCCACCUCCCAGAAGAAGUUAAUACAUCCGAAUCUAAAGCUCAGAGGUCGCAGAUCACUGGACAUCUUAUUGUGACUAUGCCUAAAGCUAAUAUUAUCAUUAAAGAGCAUAAAUCUCCAAAACUAAUGAAUCAUGAGAAAAAAUCUGAAGUAACUGAUAAAUUACCCGAAUUUAAAGAGUCAGGGCAGUCUAAAAGAGAGUAUUUAGAAAUCGGACCCUCUGAUGAUGCUCUAGACUUCAGAAACAUGAUUACAAAGAAACCUGAUUUUAUUGAUCCCAGAAUGUCUUUAAAAGGAAAGCAGCCAUCAGAAGAUUUUGUAGAUGAUCCGCAGGUUCCAGAUCUCAUUUAA